CCUCGCCCAUUUCUCUCGGCGAAGACUUUGGGACUCCAGGACGUCUUCCUGUCGGUGGCCAGAUAACCACACAGCACAGCUAGCUAGCCCGUGUCAAUAUAUUAGGUGUACGUGUAUUAGAUUAGGUGACCCCAUUUUAAAGGACUACUAUAGGUCACCUGCAGCCGUUUACCAUCCCCAGCAAGUCGGAGGAGUCAGCCACCAUGGGAGCCUUCAUUGCCAAGAUGCUCCUUCCCACUGUCAGUAGUUUGGUGUUCCUACCUACAGCCAGUGUUGCUGCCAAGAGAGGCUUCCACAUGGAGGCCAUGGUCUACUUCUUCACCAUGUUCUUCACCGCGAUUUACCAUGCGUGCGAUGGGCCGGGCCUCUCCAUCAUAUGUUUCAUGAAGUACGACGUUCUGGAGUACUUCAGUGUGUACGGAACAGCCAUCUCUAUCUGGGUCACGCUGAUAGCUUUAGGGGAUUUUGAUGAGCCAAGGCGUUCUACUCUGACAAUGUUUGGGAUAUUGACCUGUGCCGUGAGGAUCUACCAGGACCGUUGGGGCUACGGCAUCUACUCUGGACCAAUUGGAUCAGCGGUAUUCAUAAUCACUGUCAAAUGGCUGCAGAAAAUGAAAGAGAUAAAAGGCCUGUACCCAGAGAAGAGUGUUUACACCCAGCAGGUGGGACCAGGAUGCUGUUUUGGUGCCCUGGCGCUGAUGCUUCACUUCUACUUUGAGGAGUGGGACUACGCCUACGUGCACAGUUUUUACCACCUGUCCAUGGCUGUGUCCUUCGUGCUGCUGCUGCCCAAGAGGAACCGCUAUGCUGGGACGGACGGAAGCCCUGUCAAGCUCAGCUGCUACACCCUCCUCUGCUGUACACCCUUUCCCGCUUCGGCAAAGAAGAAGGAUCAACAAAAGACCCGGUCUCAUUCCAUCUGGACCAUUCCAACUGAACGGCCCUGGACACGGACCAGUGGUUCACCAACACUUCCUCUAUACAACUCACCUACUACACCUGUUAAGAAAGCACUGGACAUCAACACUACACCUGUUAAGAAAGCACUGGACAUCAACACUACACCUGUUAAGAAAGCACUGGACAUCAACACUACACCUGUUAAGAAAGCACUGGACAUCAACACUACACCUGUUAAGAAAGUACUGGACAUCAACACUACACCUCCUAAGAAAGCACUGGACAUCAACACAACACCUCCUAAGAAAGCACUGGACAUCAACAUUACACCUCCUAAGAAAACAAUGGACACCAACAUUACACCUCCUAAGAAAACAAUGGACAUCAACAGUACACCUCCUAAGAAAACAAUGGACAUCAACACUACACCUCCUAAGAAAACACUGGACAUCAACACUACACCUCCUAAGAAAACAAUGGACAUCAACAUUACACAUGUUAAAAAAGGAUGGGAGAAUAUCAGUACUAAAACUGUUAGGAAAGCACUGGACUUCAGCAACCUAAACCCAGUUCACAAAGGACUGGACAUCAACAAACUCAAAGAACAGAAUGGAUGGAAGUGACUCAACAAGGCCGAUAAACUUUUAUGAGUCAGUUGGUCUUGGUGAUGUCCAGACAGAGAACAGAAGAAGAUGUCAUACAAUGUCACAGCAACAAAGACAUCAUUCUCUAAAGACAAACCCUGGCCUACGCCCUUAAUGACCCAAAAAGUAUGUCUGUCUCUUCUGUCUGUACAUAAAACAAGAGAGCAGCCCUCUACUUCAAAACACAUAGACUGACAGGGAGAGGGUUCCCAAAGCAAGCCAGUAAAACUGACUGGAAAAUUUGUGAGGAGCACAAACCGUCAGACAUUUUAUCUCUCCAAGAUGAAUAAAUUGUCUUUCAAAUGUUUCUCAGGGGAGGGACCCUUCGUCUGCACCUCUUUCUCUGAGAAAGAAACUAUGCAGUUAAAUUUGGUUAUGAAAUUUACAAGAUUGUAAAAGCACAUUUUACUCGCUUUAUAUAUCCCUUAAAUGCCAAACAUGUCAUCUGGUGCAUUUGAGUGCAGAGGAAUACGGCCCAGACACAAAGCUGCAACCAACUGUGGCAGUUCAGAAUGUUUAGAAUGUUUUUGAGGCAGCAGGUAUUUAUUCCAGCCAAGUGAGUGACCAAGAAACUUUAAUAUCAGAAUAAUAACCAUAAUUAUAUGCAGACGAUUGUGGCACUGGGAACUUCCACUUUGCUCACUUCGCAGCCAUAAUUAACUGUGUUCUAUGUGUUUAUUUACGGGCCAU
This is a messenger RNA of Esox lucius (northern pike), 2234 nucleotides long. It is a transcript of the gene mymk, whose product is annotated as myomaker, myoblast fusion factor. NCBI's taxonomy places the organism in Eukaryota, Metazoa, Chordata, Actinopteri, Esociformes, Esocidae. The transcript has 6 exons. The record is from RefSeq and is a predicted model, not a curated record. The coding region runs from base 204 to 1523 and encodes 439 amino acids. Gene Ontology annotation, cellular component: plasma membrane.